Messenger RNA from Gastrolobium bilobum, 681 nucleotides. Its product is annotated as protein MIZU-KUSSEI 1-like. Gene Ontology annotation, biological process: hydrotropism. The transcript has a single exon. NCBI's taxonomy places the organism in Eukaryota, Viridiplantae, Streptophyta, Magnoliopsida, Fabales, Fabaceae. The coding region runs from base 1 to 681 and encodes 226 amino acids. The record is from RefSeq and is a predicted model, not a curated record.
AUGAACAAUGGCGUCACCACAGUGGAUUGCCACAAACAAGUUCGAUCAUGGAGGAUGCUUCGUUAUCUCAAGGAACUACUAAUUCCCACUUGCAAUCGCACCUUCCUAGAAGAAGACCAACAUACCAAUUCAGAAAAGUGUCUCCAAAACUACAACAAGUAUCAAUCACUCAUAACAUCUAGCACCGUCACAGGCACUAUCUUUGGUAAUCGCAGGGGAAAGGUGCGUUUUUGCAUCCAGGGGAACACAAACUCCACCAACCCAAUUCUCCUACUAGAACUAUCUAUUCCCACAAGCAUUUUAGCAAAGGAAAUGAGAGAAGGAACACUCAGAAUAGUGUUAGAAAGUGGAACCACCCCAGGAUCUUGCAGUUGCAGCAACCUGUUUUCAACACCUCUGUGGAGUAUGUAUUGCAAUGGGAGGAAGGUGGGGUAUGCUGUUAAACGCAGGCCUUCAAAUGCUGAUUUUGAAGCUCUAAGAUUGAUGCGUUAUGUUGCUGUUGGUAUUGGAGUUAUAAAUGGGAAGGAUAUCCAUCAAGAAGAAGACGAGGUUAUGUAUCUUAGAGCAAACUUUCAAAGGGUUCGUGGCUCCUCAAAGUCCAAUUGUGAAUCUUUCCAUUUGAUUGACCCUGAAGGAAGCAUUGGUCAAGAGCUUAGUAUUUUCUUUUUUCGGUCAACGUGA